This is a messenger RNA of Racocetra persica, 664 nucleotides long. Lineage: Eukaryota; Fungi; Glomeromycota; Glomeromycetes; Diversisporales; Gigasporaceae. The record is from the annotation of a GenBank genome assembly.
GAAAAAAAAAAUAAUCAGUAUGCUCAAAAACAUGAAGCAGCAAAUGCAAAAAUUAGCUGUAUCUCUAUGGAAGAUUUUUUUUCUAUUUUGGAAACCAUGAAACAUCAAAAUAUAGAAAACUUUAAACAAACUAUUAGUAUUCAUGAAUAUGCCCCAAUUGAUCCAAAAGAGAUUGCAUCACAUAUUAAAGAUCCUAAGAAACGCGAAGAUCCUACAAAGCAUAAAGAUCAUUUGCCGAUGCAAAGAUUUCAUUGCGGGGGUUGGCUAACAAUCACUAUUAAUACUAAAAAAAAUCAAGUUAAUAUUAAAUUAACUCACGAAUAUCAUACUGAAUAUAUUGAUGUGCAUGUUACAAAUGAAGUAAAAGAAUAUAUUCAAAAUAAUAUUCAGCAAACUCCUCGAAUGUUAUGGGAAAAUAUCUGCGCAAAAAAUAUAAAUAUUACUGAAAAACAAAUAUAUCGUUGGUGGAUGAAUUUUAAUCAGUAUAUUUGGAAAAAAGAUGAAGACCAAAUAUACUCAGCUAUUAAAAUUAUAUCAGCGUAUAAGGAUAUUGAAAUAAUGAUGCAUAGAGUCGAUAAUGAAGUUACUUUAAUUUGUUUUGGGAUUACAGAGAUAAUCCAUUGUCUAGGAGUAAAUAUAGCCGAAAUUGGUGUAGAUGCAAUAU